CUUCAACAGCGGAAGUCGGCGAGUUGGCAUUUAAAGGGGUUUUAAAAGCACGUAAAAGUGACCCAACAACACGAUAACAUGGCUGCAUCAGCCCUACUUUGCAAAUUUCGAGUGGCUGGAGUUUGUCAGAAGUGGUCUUCCUCCCGUGCGUUCACGUGCCGUGUAGUUGUCAAUCAGCUGCAGCGAGGACAGGGUGCCGCAGGUCUGGCCGGCCAAGUAGACCGGUUUGGGGGAGUAACGGUGGACCUGGCGGCCGUUGGUCUACCAGAGGACAUUAGCGAAAGUGCUUUUGCUGACUUAUUGACAGACUCGUUGGCCCGAUGGAAAUCGGAAGGUAAGGUUGCCGUGUGGCUGCGAGUCCCCAUCGCGAUGAGCCGGUGCGCAGCCGCGGCCUCCGCCCAUGGCUUCACCUUCCACCACGCACAGGAGCACCACGCUGUGCUCUCCCUCUGGAUGGGUGUGGGAGAAAGCAGGUUGCCUCACUUUGCUACUCACCAAAUUGGAGUGGCGGGCGCAGUGGUUGACGAGUCCAACGGAAAGGUUCUGGUGGUGCAAGACAAGAACAAGACAAAAAAUGCCUGGAAGUUCCCCGGCGGGCUAUCGGAUCCCGGAGAGAAUAUCGGAGUGACGGCGGUGCGGGAAGUUUUGGAGGAAACGGGCAUCCGCUCCGAAUUCCGAUCCCUGCUGAGCAUUCGUCAGCAGCACAACCACCCGGGGGCUUUUGGCAUGUCCGACAUGUACGUCAUCUGCCGCCUCAGCCCGCUCAGCUACGACAUCCAUUUCUGCAGGCACGAGUGCGAGCGUUGCGAAUGGUUUAGCCUCGCCGAGCUGGCGCGUACCACCGACACUACGCCCAUUACGUCCCGUGUGGCAAAGGUGCUGCUGCACGGGCUGAAGCACGGCUUUGAGCGCAUCGACCUCAGCAUGGAGGAGCUCCCCGCCGUCUACUCGGGGAUGUUUUACCAGCUCUACCAUCGACGGAUUCCUUCACCUUAACGAACAAUGUGAAGACUGGGACUGGACCUUAUGUUCUCGGUACUAUUUAAUAUAAUUAAACCACCUCUAUUGCGGACUACAAGUACUGUUAAUUCAAUUUUUCCGGUUUUAUUUUUGAGACGAUACAGGUUGGGAACAGUGCAUUUGACAACCAAUCGUACCUCAGCUUUCUGACAAACAGCCCAAUCCGACUGUCACCCCAACUCGGCAACUAUCACCUUCCCUGUGCAUUAAGAUUUUUUAAACUGAAGUCCUCUUGUUUUAGGAUUAAUCAAGUCUUGGAUGGGAUGCUGGUUGUAUAUGACUGCCACACCAAUACAUAUAUGUAGAAAUGUGAUAUUUCAAUAAUGGUGGAAUGGGCACUGCAAAUUGAGUCCUAGGAAAAAAGUGAUCUUAAUGUUGAGGAGAAAAAAUUGCCAAUUUCGGCUCUAAAAAUCUGAUCAUAAGUGCCUUCAAAUUUGAGUGAGACAGUCUUAAUACAUUAUUUCUCAACCUAUUUCUUUGACCAUUUGUUUUUUGUGACCUUGGGAAACCACUUUUCCGCUCAACUGACAGCAAAGAUCUCCACCACUAAGUUCAUCCAUCUAUUUUCUGAACAGCUUCUCCUCACGAGGGUCGCGGGCCCAUUAAGUUCAUACAGUACAAAAUUCUGAAAGGCUUUCCAAGUUGACGUGUCAAAAUUACUGUGACAUUGCAAAUGGCGUCACUUGUUCUUGAAUGGCACACAGGCGCAAAAUCUGGAAAGAAUCCCAAAAAAUGUGUGGCUCCUAUUGAACGCAAAAAUCCAACAGCAGAUUCUCCCGGCUCUAAUCUCCAAUAUUUCAGACCUACCUCCAAGAAUCAUAUUUGCCGAGUAGGAACCAGUAUGUCCUACCUCUGUGGAUCAGAAGCUAAAGUCCUUAGCUUCUACUGUUGCAUUAUUACAAACAGGCAAACUACAGCAUCUACAUUGAUACUUAAUUGAACCAUUUUCACGCCACUUGUUUUGCAUUGAUUUCGUUCUGCUCCAGUGAAGCACAAAUGUAUUAAAACGCCUCAGGAAGAUGCAUCAAGUGUUAGAAUACGUGCUUGAAGUUUCAUUUAAAGUGUGUGAGAUGCCCUCUCCAAGACACCUUGUGUUGAAAGGUUUAGCUUAAAAAAACAUCACAUAAUAUGAAGGUAUAUUAACAAAUCCUCCUUCACCUGGGACCCUGAUCUCUUCAUGCCAAGUUGGGAUUGUUGGAGGAAAAAAAACAAAACAAGGAUGGAUGUAACAGUUGUAAAAUGAUCACAGCAACUUCUUUCCGACAGUGGCGACAUACCUUCACCGCCACCGCACCUUAAGACAUGAACAUGACUCCGGCUCGUCCCAAGUUAGCUCUUGCCGGACAUCGGGAGGAAGAGGAUGGCCUUCUGACCCGGUCCAGUUUUACUUCCAGACUUAUACUGGCCGGUCCGCUUCAGUGCCACAUACAUGGUGGGGUACUUCCUGGAGCGGUACGUGUUGUAGUUGUUGCUCUCAA
Molecule: messenger RNA, 2498 nt
Organism: Syngnathus typhle (broad-nosed pipefish)
Lineage: Eukaryota; Metazoa; Chordata; Actinopteri; Syngnathiformes; Syngnathidae
Gene: nudt6
Product: nudix (nucleoside diphosphate linked moiety X)-type motif 6
Exons: 5
Coding region: 79-996 (305 amino acids)
Molecular function (GO): NAD binding; ADP-ribose diphosphatase activity; NADH pyrophosphatase activity
Source: RefSeq, a predicted model, not a curated record